AAGGGAGAGCGGAAUGUGACCCGGAAGGGGCGGGAAAGGAGUGAAUGAUUCUGCACUUCGUGGCCACCUGCCGUUAGCGGGUUGCUUUACCUGCUUACGUCUGCAUUACCUCGUUCGUCCGAGGGCUGCUGUGGCUGGGCCCAAGGAAACGCGGCGAGCCCGACUGCGCGGGUGCCGUUUGCCUCCAGCUGAAGAGCUGAGGACGACUUUAAGAAGAUCGAGGCGUACUUGAUUUCACUGAAAUACUUUUAAGUCUUUAAAAAUCAGGAAUUUUCUUAGAGAUAUAAAGAAGAUCGCAACCCAUUGCUUUCUCAUCUAAAACAGUAACAAGCCGCCCCUUCCCCGCCCCACUCGGGUCUCCUCUUCAUCCCAACCCUCAGCCCUCGGAUUUGACAGCCAAACAAAGAACUUUCGAGAUACCAAAUAAUGUCAUCUGAAACAUUGCCAGUAUUUAUUGAUACUUCUAAUGGUGAAAGAAAGCAAGAUGUAAGUGAAGAUCCAGAGGAAAGCGAGAAGCCAAGAUUAGGUGAAGGGUCUGAGGCAGUCUCUAAACGACAAAUGAAGAAGCUUAUGAGACAGAAACAAUGGGAAGAACAACGAGAACUCCGCAAACAAAAACGGAAGGAAAAGCGCAAGAGAAAGAAAUUAGAGCGACAGUGUCAACUGGAGCCAAACUCUGAUGGAAAUGACAGAAAACGUAUUCGAAGACAUGUUGUUCCCAGCACACUCCGCCUAAUCAUCGACUGUAGUUUUGAUGACUUGAUGGUAUUAAAGGACAUUAAAAAACUUCAUAAGCAGAUUCAACGCUGUUACGCAGAAAACAGACGAGCACUGCACCCUGUGCAGUUUUACUUGACAAGCCAUGGAGGCCAGCUGAAAAAAAAUAUGGAUGAAAAUGACAAAGGAUGGAUCAACUGGAAGGACAUCUAUAUCAAACCAGAACACUACAGUGAACUCAUGAAAAAAGAAGACCUGAUUUAUCUGACAUCAGAUUCACCUAAUGUACUGAAGGAAUUAGAUGAAUCAAAGGCUUAUGUAAUUGGAGGAUUAGUAGAUCACAACCAUCAUAAGGGACUCACACAUAAGCAAGCGUCAGAUCAUGGAAUUGAUCAUGCACAGCUCCCCCUUGGAAACUUCGUGAAGAUGAACAGUCGCAAAGUUUUGGCAGUUAAUCAUGUGUUUGAGAUUAUUCUGGGAUACCUGGAAACAAGAGACUGGCAAGAAGCAUUUUUUACUAUUUUACCCCAACGAAAAGGAGCUGUUCCCACAGACAAAGCCUGUGAAAAUCCUUCCCAUGACAAGCAGUCCGCCAGGCUUGAAGGUGGAUCAGAAAGUGAUUCUAGUGAGGAGGAAUGUAGCAGAAUUGAGCUGGAUUUACCACCUGAGGAAGAAAAGCAGGAUAAGGAAAAUGGCACGGAACCUACAGUGGACACUGCACUGCACUAACGUUACCCGGUCUUCUAGCUUAAGGGAAAAUUAGGAGAAAAUGGGGUACUGCACAGAAUAUUCAAAUUGGAAGAAUUCUUUUUUUAUUUUUGCAAAUUUAAAAACUUUUUUCAGAGCUAAAUGAUAAUAAAAAGCCUUUUAAAUGCUGUAA
Molecule: messenger RNA, 1597 nt
Organism: Tupaia belangeri chinensis (Chinese tree shrew)
Lineage: Eukaryota; Metazoa; Chordata; Mammalia; Scandentia; Tupaiidae
Gene: TRMT10A
Product: tRNA methyltransferase 10A
Exons: 8
Coding region: 427-1446 (339 amino acids)
Biological process (GO): tRNA N1-guanine methylation
Cellular component (GO): nucleoplasm; nucleus; cytosol
Molecular function (GO): methyltransferase activity; tRNA binding
Source: RefSeq, a predicted model, not a curated record